AUGGUCGUAUUCACUUCUGGAACCACCAACGACCCCAAAGGCGCUCGACUUUCUUACGGGAACCUGUGGACUGCGGCGCGUUGCGUGUGGGACGCGUUGGGGGUUUUGGAAGAAGAGGAAAAAGAAACAAAAGAAGAAACAAAAGAAGAAACAAAAAAAGAAAUAAAAGAAAUAAAAAAAGAAAUAAAAAAAGAAAUAAAAAAAGAAAAUAAAAAAGAAAAUAAAAAAGACUUUUUUCUUUUUCUUGUAAACCCUUUUCACCACAUCAACUCUUCCGUUUUCUUCGAAGCAGCUUUGCUGCGCUGCAGCAGCUCAGUGCAUCUUUUGAGCAGAUACCGCACCACCUAUUGGAAAGUGCUGUGCGUUGCUUGUAAAGAUGCUGCUGCUACUUCUGCUGCUGCUUCUGCUGCUGCUGCUGCUGCUGCUGCUGCUGCUCUUCCCCCGGCCACCGCAGCAGCAGCAGCCGGCGCCGCUGCUGCUGCAGCUGCUGCUCCUGAAGCUGCAGCAGCCGCCGCAGCAGCAGAAGCCCCACCAUCACCACCCACAGCAGCAGCAGCAGCAGCAGCAGCAGCAGCAGCAGCAGCAGCAGCAAGAAGCAGCAGGUGCCGCGUGGUGGCUCCGCUGGUGUCUCGCCACAUAGACUUUUUGUGGAACUUGCACUUGGAGGGAAAGUUGGAAAAAGAAAAUAUAAUAAAUGAAAUAAAAGAAAAAGAAAAAGAAAUAAAUUUAAUUCUGCUGCUCGGCUCCGCGCCUGUGGGGCCCUCCAGUGUUGCUUCGGUUCCACACUGGAUGUCAGAUGAGGAGCAGCUGGAAGCGAUGCGGCGGGGGUGGCAAGGAACAGCAGCAGCAGCAGCAGCAGCAGCAGCAAAAGGCACAACAGCAGCAGCAGCAGCAGCAGCAGCAGCAGCAGCAGCAGCAGCAGGGGAGUGUCAGACACGGGAAGGGACUUUGGAGACAUUUGAAGAGACAAAUGGAAGCAAAAAGAGCAGCAGCAGCAGCGGCCUUAGCGAAGCUGGAAAAGACGCAGAGGCAACUGCAGCAGCAGCAGCAGCAGCAGCAGCAGCAGCAGCAGCAGCAGCAGCAGCAGCAGCAGCAGCAGAAGGGCUGGGAGAACGGCAGUCCGAUGAAAAUGCAGCUGGAGAAGUGGAGAAUAAAGUUAAAAUGAUUAAUCAACUUCAAACAAACAAAGUGGAGAGUAAAGUUAAAAUGAUUAAUCAACUUCGAACAAAAAAACAAAAUGAAGAAAACAAAAUCGGAUUCUUCAUCGGCCGCCCGCACAAAGGGCUCACGGAAAUGCGACAAGACUGCGAAGAGGGGGAGUGCGGCUACCUGAUCUGCAGGGGGGGCAACGUAAUGCUGGGUUAUUUGAAGCCUUCGGAGUGCAGAAAAAAGAAAAUGGAGUUAAAAAAUGGAAAUAAAACCGAAAAUGAGGUUCAAAAAGGUGUAAUUACACCCGAAAAGUGGUACUUGGGCUUCGGAGAUGUCGGGUUUUUUCUGCAAAACGCCAAAGACGGCGGCCGGGACUUCUACUGGGUGACGCGCACUGCAGAUCUCCUCAUUAAAGGCGGAGUUAACUACUCUUGUUCGCAAAUUAAUUCCGUUUUGUUCGAAUUUUUGAUUAAAAGUUUCGACUUGCGCGAAAAAAUGCAAAAAAGAAUUCAAGUUGCUGCCGUCGGCGUCAAGUGGCGCAGCGAACACGACGACGACAACUGCGUCACCGUCGAAUUCGCAGACUCCGACUCCGAAAAUCCGGAAAAAGAAACGAAUUUUGAAUCCAAAAAAGGAAAUUCGGAAGUAGAAAAGGAAAUAGAAAAAGAAAAUGGAUCAAAACGCGAAAAAAAGACGAAAAAAGACCCCGAAAUGAGCCCGGAAACCGAAUUUCAAGAGCGGACGGAGUUCAAGUCGGGACGGGAAGAAGAGGAAGGGGAAUUAAAAGAUGAAUUGAAAGAUAAAAAAGAAUUAAAAAAUGAAAAAGAAAUUAAAAAUAAAAAAGAAAUUAAAAAUAAAAAAGAAUUAAAUCAAAAGGAAUUAAAAGAAGAAAAAGAAACGAAAAGAGGACUUGAAACGGAAAAGGGAAACGAAGUUGCACAGGAAAUGGAACUUCCGAAGCAGCAGCAGCAGCAGCAGCAGCAGCAGCAGCAGCAGCAGCAGCAAAAAGCCUCGGAUUUGAAUGGAAUGAAGGAAGAAUUGAAUGAAUUAAAUGAAUUUAAUGAAAUUAAAAAAGAAAUUAAAUUAAAAUUCCUCGAAAAAGCAAAAGAAAGCAAAGAAAUUCAAAAAGGAUUCAAACCCGACUUCGUCCGAUUUGCAAAAAUCCCCAGAACCUUCAAAGGCAGCGUUGACUUCAAAAAACUAAAAGAAGAAUUUUUAAUUCAUUUAAAUCAAAACGAAAUCAAAUCCAGAAGACAAAACUUCGUUUCAGAUGCAAUUGCAUGA
This is a messenger RNA of Eimeria necatrix, 2433 nucleotides long. RefSeq lists its product as hypothetical. NCBI's taxonomy places the organism in Eukaryota, Apicomplexa, Conoidasida, Eucoccidiorida, Eimeriidae. The transcript is spliced from 6 exons. Bases 1 to 2433 code for a protein of 810 amino acids. The record is from RefSeq and is a predicted model, not a curated record.